Molecule: messenger RNA, 2057 nt
Organism: Sphaerodactylus townsendi
Lineage: Eukaryota; Metazoa; Chordata; Lepidosauria; Squamata; Sphaerodactylidae
Gene: FAM43B
Product: family with sequence similarity 43 member B
Exons: 1
Coding region: 232-1404 (390 amino acids)
Source: RefSeq, a predicted model, not a curated record
CGGAGCCGGGCGGGCGCCGGAGCUGCGAGAGGAGGCUGGCCGGGGCAGGGGCAGCGGCGAGCCGGGCGAGCGCACCGGCGGCGCCUGUUUCCCGGGAAGGCUCGACUCAGCCGCGGUGCCGCGAUCGGGGCUUCCCGAGCCCGGGCUGGAAGCCGAAGGAAGCUGCCGAGAUUGCGCGCUUGGAGAGUCCCGGGGAGGAGGGGAUCGGGGUGGAUCGAGCCCCUCCGGCAGAUGCUCCGGGGGGAACCGGCGGCUCCCUGGCCGGACUGUAGCCGAGCCCCCCGCCGGAGGGUCCCCGGCCGCCCCCUGGCCGCGAUGCUGCCCUGGCGCCGGAGCAAAUUCGUGCUGGUGGAAGCGGAGCGCAAAGCCAAAGGCAAGAGCCUGGGGCCCGGGCUGAGCUACGCCUCCCUGCUGUCCGGCCUGGUGCGCUCCUGCCCGGACCUCUUGCCCCAGUGCCCCCUGGGGCGCCUGGGCAGCGUGUUCUGCAGCCGGCGCCAGAAGGUGGAGCUGAACCGCGAGGACCCCACCUACACCGUCUGGUACCUGGGCAACGCUGUCACCCUGCAAGCGAAAGGCGAGGGCUGCACCGAGGAGGCGGUGGCGAAAAUCUGGGCCAAGAGCGACUACGGGGGUGGCGGCACCAAGAUGAAGCUCACCCUCGGGCCCCAUGGCAUCCGCAUGAGCCCCUGCGAGAAGGGGCCCCGCCGGCCCGGCCACGCCUAUCUGCUCCACCGCAUCACCUACUGUGGGGCCGACCGGGGCCACCCCAAGGUCUUCGCUUGGGUCUACCGGCACCAGGUGAAGAACAAGGCGGUGGUCUUGCGGUGCCAUGCCGUCCUGGUCUCCAAGGCGGAGAAGGCCCACGCCAUGGCGCGGCUCCUCUACCAGACCUCCCGCUCGGCCUUCAACGAGUUCAAGCGCCUCAAGAGGCAGAACGACGCCCGCCGUCUCCAGCAGCAGCUCCUGGGGGAGGCUAUCGUCCCCUGGGUCCCCCUCCGCAAAAUCCUGAACUGCAAAUGCCCCUACCGGCCUCCUCCGGAGAGGAACCGCAGCACCCCCAGGCUGAGUGCCAUCCGAGAGGAGGAAGAGGAAGAAGAGGGCAGCGAAAAGGAGGACAAGGGGUCUGGCACUCUUAGUGACCGGCUCCAUACCUAUGUUGACCAAGUCACGACCGACUUCAUCGUCGGCACCUGCUGUGAGCUUGACGCAGGGCCUGUCCGCGUCUCUGGUGGUGGCCCCAACGGCACUGCUCCAUGUGGCAAAACUGCCACCAAGAUGGGCAAAGGCCGGGAGAGGUUGGAGGUUCUGACCUUGGCCCAUGAGCUGAGGGUCUGCACUCUCAGAAGCCCCCUGCCCCAGCCGGACAUGUCUGGGCACCCAAAGCCAUCUUACCCUUCUACUUAGGAACCCUGGAGCCAUGACAGUUUAUUCCCCCCUCCCCGGAUUUUCUGGCGCUGGAUUUGGAGAAGUGGGUGUAUGGAACAUCACGUUCCCUCUGCUUGCUUGCUUCCUUCGUGUUCCCUUGGCUGCCGUCUGUACGUCUCGGGUUGACGAACUGCCUUCAAUGCCUUGUUGAUGGAUGCGUGCCAUUGGUGUGUGCCGAUUCUACCUGGCCAGUCUUUUAUGACCCGAUUCUCGUUGCGUCCAGAACACAAGUCUGUUUUUCUCCCGGCGACAAUGAAAUGGUCAUCCUAACCGGCCUCCGAGAAUUCGAGACUCGAUGCUCAGACGAAAUGCUGAGCUGGGCCGGCGGAUGAGGACUGUCAACGCAGCAGUGGGUGGCCGGCAGCCGUUCGCUUUUGGCUGGAGAGAUGGGGGGGGGGGUUUACGGGUUUUCACAGUGUUACUGUGAUGUGCUGCACCUUUAGCGUAGCCUGAGUGGGACAGAAGGAGAAACUAGCACAUGGAUUUGAUCUCUGCAUCUUUGCAGAGAGGGCUAAAAACUGCAUUAAUGUGUACAUCUGUUCCUUAUUUGUUCAAAAAUGGGAAAAAAGUGUCUUAAAAGAAGUUCUCCCUGUGUGCGUGUAUGUAAAGAACAUUUGCCCUUUGAAUUUGAA